UUUAAGAUGGCUCAGGAAUAUUUUAAAGUUGCUGAAGGUGGUGUUCUUGUAGACGUUAGCUGCGGGAGUGGGUUAUUUUCCAGGAAAUUUGCCAAAUCUGGGACCUAUUCAAGAGUCAUCGCACUCGACUUUUCUGAAAACAUGCUUCGCCAGUGUUAUGAUUUCAUAAAGAAUGAUGAGAGUAUCUUAAGCUCCAAUCUGGCUCUUGUAAGAGCAGAUGUUUCCAGAUUACCGUUCUUCUCCGGAUCAAUUGAUGCUGUACAUGCAGGUGCUGCUUUGCAUUGCUGGCCAUCUCCAUCCAAUGCAAUUGCUGAAAUCAACCGGAUUUUGCGUAGUGGGGGUGUGUUUGUUGGUACUACAUUUCUUCGAGUUAAUCCUUCAGCUCCGACGAUAUUCAGGGCUUUGGAGCAGAGUGCUGGACGAACCUACAGCUAUUUUACUCGAGAGGAGAUCGAAGACUUGGUGACAACCUGUGGUCUCAUCAACUAUACCAGUAAAGUUCAGAAUUCUUUCAUCAUG
This is a messenger RNA of Nicotiana tabacum (common tobacco), 519 nucleotides long. The record is from RefSeq and is a predicted model, not a curated record. NCBI's taxonomy places the organism in Eukaryota, Viridiplantae, Streptophyta, Magnoliopsida, Solanales, Solanaceae.